Messenger RNA from Eubalaena glacialis (North Atlantic right whale), 1747 nucleotides. It is a transcript of the gene KICS2, whose product is annotated as KICSTOR subunit 2. Lineage: Eukaryota; Metazoa; Chordata; Mammalia; Artiodactyla; Balaenidae. The record is from RefSeq and is a predicted model, not a curated record. Gene Ontology annotation, cellular component: KICSTOR complex. Bases 32 to 1369 code for a protein of 445 amino acids. Gene Ontology annotation, biological process: cellular response to amino acid starvation; cellular response to glucose starvation; negative regulation of TORC1 signaling. The transcript is spliced from 3 exons.
GCCACGUGGGUGGAGCUGGAGCGCAGCUCGCAUGGGGGAGUCUAUCCCGCUGGCAGCCCCGGUCCCGGUGGAACAGGCGGUGCUGGAGACGUUCUUCUCUCACCUGGGUAUCUUCUCUUACGACAAGGCCAAGGACAAUGUGGAGAAGGAACGAGAGGCCAACAAGAGCGCGGGGGGCAGCUGGCUGUCGCUGCUGGCGGCCUUGGCCCACCUGGCCGCGGCAGAGAAGGUCUAUCACAGCCUCACCUACCUGGGGCAGAAACUAGGGGGCCAGUCUUUCUUCAGCAGGAAGGACUCCAUCCGCACCAUCUAUACUUCCCUGCAUAAUGAGCUGAAGAAGGUGGUGACUGGCCGUGGUGCUCUUGGGGGGACCGCACCUCACGUGGAAGAGCUCCUUUCCCACCUGUCAGAGCAGCUCUGCUUCUUUGUUCAGGCUCGGAUGGAGAUCGCAGACUUCUAUGAGAAGAUGUACACCCUCAGCACACAGAAGUUCAUCAAUGCCGAAGAGCUCGUCGGCCUUUUAGACACCAUCCUCAAGAAAUACAGCUCCAGAUUUCACCACCCCAUCCUCAGUCCUCUGGAAAGCAGUUUCCAGCUGGAGGUCGACGUACUGAGUCAUCUCCUGAAGGCCCAGGCUCAGGUCUCCGAGUGGAAGUUCCUCCCGUCUCUGGUUAACUUACACAGCGCUCACACCAAGCUGCAGACUUGGGGCCAGAUCUUUGAAAAGCAACGGGAGACCAAGAAACAUCUGUUUGGAGGGCAGUCCCAGAAGGCCAUUCAGCCCCCACACCUUUUCCUUUGGCUGCUGAAACUCAAAAACAUGCUUCUUGCCAAAUUUAGCUUCUACUUUCACGAGGCACUGAGCCGACAAACGACUGCUUCAGAAAUGAAAACGCUGACUGCAAAAGCCAACCCAGACCUCUUUGGAAAGAUUUCCAGCUUCAUCAGGAAAUACGACGCUGCCAACGUGUCCUUAAUCUUUGACAACCAGGGUUCCGAGAGCUUUCAGGGUCAUGGCUACCACCACCCCCAUUCCUACAGAGAGGCCCCAAAGGGCGUGGAUCAGUAUCCAGCCGUGGUAUCUCUGCCCAGCGACAGGCCUGUCCUGCACUGGCCCAAUGUCAUCAUGAUCAUGACAGACCGCACGUCCGACCUGAACAGCUUGGAGAAAGUGGUCCACUUCUAUGAUGACAAAGUUCAGAGCACCUACUUCCUUACCCGCCCAGAACCCCACUUUACCAUUGUUGUCAUUUUCGAGUCAAAGAAAUCUGAAAGAGACUCCCACUUUAUUUCCUUCCUUAGUGAGAUCUCACUUGCCCUUAAGAACCCCAAGGUUUUUGCAAGUCUGAAACCUGGAUCCAAAGGUUAGAAGGGGAUUUGUGUGAAAGGUUUUCAAGACUGGAAAUUGUGUUCUUAAUUGCUCUAACGAUCUACAGUGGUCUGUGAUUAGAGUUUCCAUCCACCUGUGCUGCUUUCAGAUCUAAAUUAAAGACACAUCCUCCCUAAUUGUGUUGCACCCUUUAUAAGCAAUUAAGGCCAGCUGAAUUACAUAGCCAAAGAGUAAGCUAGGUGAUCAUGGCUGCCGGUCUCCGUGGUACAGCAAGGUACUUUCGGCAUUUUCUCCUUUUUUCCUGUAUUUCAUGUAGAUUAAUAUUUAUUGGCCUUUGAUUUUUCUUUCCAGAUGUUUUAUAUUAUUCUAAACGUUGUGUUCCAGUACAAUUUCAAACGCCCUCUCCUUUCCCCCUCU